UUUUUUUUGAAAGUUUUAAAAUUUCACUAAACUUUUUUUGAAUUUUGAAAUUUUGAAAUGAAAAUGGUGUGAAAUCAAAAACCUUUUAUGCUCGUCCCCAUCUCACGUGCCAUUCCAAUUUUGUAGUAAUUUAAAAAUAUUUUCUUGUGAGUUAUCAAAGUUGUCAAAACCAAGAGAUAGAAUGUUUCAAAUGUUUCGUUUGAAUUUUUCCUCUGAAAAUGCCAAAAAAUUAAGUAGAAGUAGAUAAAUUAGAAACAUUUUUCAGGUGAUGAAAUUUCAUGGUGAAUUUCCACCAACUUGAACUUUUAUUUUUGUCUCCAUACUUGAAUUUGUCUACGGAAAUCAACUUAAAUUAUCGUGUUGAGGAAAUCCUUAUUUUUCAAAGUGAGCGAUGACUUGAAUUCAAUUUUUUUUUCAAAUAUCACAAUCUAAUGUUUCAGCCCAACUUCUCUCUUGAACAUUUUUGAAAUCUUUUCGCUGAAUUAACUACUACGAGGCGUUGAAAUUCAAUAUCUCAUGUUUGCAAUUAUCACAUGCUCAAAAUAUGAUUAUCGAAAAGUAGUUUAAAGGAGUUGAGAUGAGUUUGACCAAAUUCUUUGAGAAAAAGACCGUGAUUCAAAGGUAUUAUCAACUCAUUUUUUAAUGUAUCAAACCAAGAGUUGAUUCAAAGUUGAUUCAGAGGCAACACUGAUUGUGAGUUUGAGUUGAAGAAAAGAACUCUUUGCCCAUUGCUUCAGGUCGACAGGUCGAUCUACUUUGGGUUAACUCGAUUGAGGGGAGAGGGGGGUGGAGUACUGCAGUAUAAAAGAUUACCUUGUUAGCAAUGUUCACACACCAACCAUUAGCCAUAGUAAUAUAUGAAUUUUCUCUCAGGUUUGCACGCUCGGAACAAUGGAUUCGGAAAGCAUUGAACUUUUGGAUUUAAGAUCCAACGAAGAAAACAAGAUAAUGCUUGAAAUUGAGGAACACGUUGACCAUAUCUUCAAUAGGAUGAAAGACGAAGGGAUAUCAUAUGACGAUUGUGACGCGCCUGAAAAUCCUCUGUUGACAAGACUGAUAGAACAGCUGCAAGAGCAGAGAUCUAAAAGGGCAAGUACUACUUGCAGCAGUGACGAAAUGUUUUUUGAAGGUAAUUGGGUUGGCGAUAUCGUAAGGAAGUUUUGCCCUCACGAAGCCGAGCAACUACAGCAAGAAUCUGAUCAGUCUACAACACCAAUAAUGAAAGCAGUCAGAUAUGGUAAUUUUUCAGCUUUAGAGAAACUGAUGAAUGAAAGAGAGAACAAUCUGGAUGUGGUUCCAAGAAAGACUAUACUGCUCUCAAUACUUGAUGGUAUAAUUGCAUGCAAAUAUAGUCAACAUCCAGGUAGGGUACUUGUGGAGAAUUUAAUCGCUGGAAAAGGGAAGCGAGAAUCUAUCAGAGAUGCGUAUUUCCCACCAACAGAAAGUGUUCCUUCUGAUUGCCCACCAGAUCAUUAUAAAUGCCUGGAGUAUGUUUUUAAAAACAUCCCACUCGACGAGCUGGAUAUAAAUUUUGAAGACGAGAGUGGAAAUACUGCUUUGCAUUAUGCAGUAGCUUGGAAGGAGACCGAAGCUAUAAUGAUGCUUUUGCAAGCCGGAGCUUACGCGUGUAAAGAAAAUAAAAACGAAAUGAUACCUUUGAAAUCAAUCAACAGUCAAGUACUGGAACAAUAUUUGGAUAACUGUAUCUCAUCCAAUAAUUACCCUUCUGAGCACACAGAUUAUCAAAUAACUAUUGAUUAUACACUGUUCAUGCCACCAAAGCAGAACUCCUCUGCAGAACAAAACAAGAAGGUUGUACGCGAAUCCGAACCCAUUCAAAUUAUGCACGACUCAUCUAGAUUAAAAAAACUCCUCAGCCAUCCAGUUAUAAGGAGUUAUUUGUAUUUGAAAUGGCGCAUAGUUCAGAAAUACUUCUACUGCAAUUUAAUCGUGUACUUUAUUUAUUGGUUUUUACUCAAUUCACAUCUAUAUUGCAUUUUCUAUCAGCCAUUUGAUGCAAACAAAACAAAUGAAACUCAUCAUCGUGAUAAUGUUAGCAACUCGGAAAUGGCCAUUAACCAUUUUACAAAUAUGGUUUGUGAAUUAUCAACUGCUAUUUAUUGGAAAAUUUCAAUCGCUGUUGUUUGCAUAGUUCUCAUCUUUAGAGAAGUGUAUCAAUUUUUCGUUCUACCUAAAGCGUAUUCCAAAUCACUGGAAGAUUGGUUUGAAUUAUUCUUGUUUGGAUCGACGAUCUAUAUUCUAUUUUUUGCACCUACUUGUCCGACAUUGGCUUCCGGAAUGGUAUUGGUUUCAUGGAUGGAACUGGUGCUUUUGAUAGGUCGACAUCCUCGGCUAUCUACUCACAUUGAAAUGUUCAAAACAGUGGCUUUGAAUUUCUUCAAAUUUUUGCUUCUCUAUUCCAUCAUGAUCGUAGCUUUCGCAUUCAGCUUCUACAUUCUAUUCAAAGAUAAAAAAGAAGUCGAUGGUAAACCAAACAUUUUUCGAUACUUAAUUUCAUCCAUCUUCAAAACCCUGCUCAUGUUGACUGGUGAAUUUGAUGAUUCAUCGGUUCCAUUGGAAGAUAAAAUGAGCACAGGGCAUCUGGUCUUAAUUUUGUUCACUUUUCUUAUCGCUAUUGUACUUCUCAACCUCUUAAGUGGAUUGGCAGUCGGAGACACGCAGAAGAUUCGAAACGAAGCCGAACUUGUGGGAGUAGUGUCUCGUAUAAAUUUCAUAGCCCAUAUUGAAAGUAUGGCUGUCCAUGAUCCUUUGCAAUGUUUGAAUUUCAUUGACAAACUACUAUGUCAGAACUUUUGUUGUUGUUUUUCACACCGUCCUAAGAGAAAACCAGAACAUUUGGAAACGACCUGUGUUAUGGAACCUUCCACUACAACAACUUCUUCUCAAAGGACUAAGGUUUCUUCUUCCUUUAUUGCGAGAAACUUCCAUGAAAGGAUUAGUCUGACUCAUACCUUGCAGAAUGGUAAAGUGAAAAUCUUCCCGAAUCGUGGACAUCUGAAACAAAAAAAAAUCGAUCCUGAGAUUAUUAAAGAAGCUGUUAACGUUUUGAAGAGAAGGAAACCCUGUGUAGCAACUGAAAUCGACGAAUGCUGUAAGCAAAUACUGCAAAACCUCAAAACAAAACUGAGUUCAUACGAUUGUGCUUUUCUUGAGAGGGCUCUAAAGUUCUCUGACUACAACUUUAUGUGUGCAGGUCCUACUUCAACCCAAACUUUAGAUGCUUUGAGAAAGAGAAGAAAAAAAUCGUUGGAUUCGGGUCUUUUACUUUGAAAUGCAUUAUUGCACCUCAUCAGGCGUGAUUUUCUGCCAUCAUGCCUGUCCCUGGAAAUUAAAAUUCUUGGAAAUUGCAAAGGUAAACGAAUUUUGUUGGUGAUAUUGAUAGUUGAAAUAAUAAUUAAUAUCGAUAUAAUUAUAAUGAGAUUUUUUCAAAUAAGUACAUCAAUAUCUUUAAAAUUGUACAAAAAGUAUCCAUUUUCCUCAUUUUUGUACUCAUCAUUUGCGUUUUGUUGCGAAGUAAGAACGACUGCAAGAACCAUUAAUUAGUAUAUCAGAAAUUUCAAUUUUUAUCCAUAUUUCUGAUCAUUUUCACCCAUUUUUUCUCAAUCUUUGAUGAUUCAAUAAUUGUAUUAUUGUUGAUUGGUACCUAUUGAUUUUAUAUUGAUAUUUAUUAUUUCAGAUAUCAAUAACUACAUAUCAACAUCACUAUUUUGUGGCAACAUAGCACUUUUCUCAGUGCAUUAUAUUACAUUGUAGGCAUUUACUUGAUUUUUUAUAAUUUUCAUUUUUGCUUGAAUGUAGACGCAUACAUAUAACAAGGAAGGUACCUAUUAAAAAGUGCAAACCUACCUAUUUUUAUUUUGUUGUUUUUUAAAGAUUGAAUUUGCAUUAGGAAUUGGGUAUUUUUUGAAAUCUUUUCAACAAUAUUAUUUUUACCCAUAAGUCUAUGCUUGUAUUGGUAAGAAUGUUAAGCUAUGUAGUUCAUUUUUAUGCUAGCUAUCUACCUGUAUAGGUAACUUAAGUAGAUAUUUAUUUUUAAUGUUGAAAAUUUAUGAUUUUUGUAUUUUUACCGCACCUUUUUGAAGAAAGUUGAUGAACAAAUUUUGCCAAGCUUCUUCAAACUGGAAAAAGUUGGAAAUGCAAUUUAUUUUUAUAACUUAGGUAACUAUCACUUAUUAUUACUCUAUUAUUCAUGUUGGUUUUUUUUUUUCAAAUUUAAUUAAAUGCUAAAAUAUUAUGGGUAAGCUUAUUUUUAUGUGAAUGUUUAUUGAGAUAUUAAAUGGUUUUUACUUUUCCAGUUAAAAUCAAAUUGUUAUUUUUCUUUUACGUUAUAAUAUUAAAUAGAACGAUUUUCAAACUUGUAAAUGUCUAAUCAACUUUUUUGAUAUUUUUUAAAACGUGAAUUGACGUCAAUAAUAUUCUUGUGAUUUGAAGCAAUGAGGUUAUCGAAAAAUGGCAGAAAAUUUUCAAUGGCGCUUCUUAAAAAUUCUUGAAUUUUCAAAAUACAUAUGUAGGUACAUUAAAAGCUCAUUAUAACGCUUUUGGUUAUAAUGCUGAUAUCCUCUGGUCCCUAGACAACCCCAUGUAAAAGUGAUUAUAAUUUGCGUUUCAACGUUCUAAAAUUCAGAAAAAAUCACAUUUUUAAAAAAUGAUUUUGACAACAAACCAUUUUUUUGCGACAAAAAAGCAAGACUUUCUGAAAAUUUUGGCUG
Molecule: messenger RNA, 4730 nt
Organism: Planococcus citri (citrus mealybug)
Lineage: Eukaryota; Metazoa; Arthropoda; Insecta; Hemiptera; Pseudococcidae
Product: transient receptor potential cation channel protein painless-like
Exons: 1
Coding region: 892-3291 (799 amino acids)
Biological process (GO): transmembrane transport; monoatomic ion transport
Cellular component (GO): membrane
Molecular function (GO): protein binding; monoatomic ion channel activity
Source: RefSeq, a predicted model, not a curated record